This is a messenger RNA of Hyaena hyaena (striped hyena), 1840 nucleotides long. RefSeq names its product beta-1,3-galactosyltransferase 6 (gene B3GALT6). Gene Ontology annotation, cellular component: membrane. Bases 50 to 1039 code for a protein of 329 amino acids. The record is from RefSeq and is a predicted model, not a curated record. NCBI's taxonomy places the organism in Eukaryota, Metazoa, Chordata, Mammalia, Carnivora, Hyaenidae. Gene Ontology annotation, biological process: glycosaminoglycan biosynthetic process. The transcript has a single exon. Gene Ontology annotation, molecular function: UDP-galactosyltransferase activity.
CUGCGCGCCGGCCUCGGAGCCUCGGGCGCCUCCCGCGCGCGCGCGCGCCAUGAAGCUGUUGCGGCGCGCGUGGCGGCACCGGACGGCGCUGGGCCUCGGCGGCCUGGCGCUCUGCGGCGCCGGGCUGCUCUACCUGGCCCGCUGCGCCGCGGACGGCCCCCGCCCGCCACCCGGCCGCAGCCCCGCGCCCGCCGGGCCCGCACGCGCCGCCGCCUUCCUGGCCGUGCUGGUGGCCAGCGCGCCGCGGGCGGCCGAGCGGCGCAGCGUCGUCCGCGGCACGUGGCUGGCGGCGGCGCGGCGCGGCGGCCCGGGCGACGUGUGGGCGCGCUUCGCGGUGGGCACGGGCGGCCUGGGCGCCGAGGAGCGGCGCGCCCUGGAGCGCGAGCAGGCGCGGCACGGCGACCUGCUGCUGCUGCCCGCGCUGCGCGACGCGUACGAGAACCUCACGGCCAAGGUGCUGGCCAUGCUGUCCUGGCUGGACGAGCACGUGGCCUUCGAGUUCGUGCUCAAGGCGGACGACGACUCCUUCGCGCGGCUGGACGCGCUGCUGGCCGAGCUGCGCGCGCGCGAACCCGCGCGUCGCCGCCGCCUCUACUGGGGCUUCUUUUCGGGCCGCGGCCGCGUCAAGCCCGGGGGCCGCUGGCGCGAGGCCGCCUGGCAGCUCUGUGACUACUACCUGCCCUACGCGCUGGGCGGCGGCUACGUGCUCUCGGCCGACCUGGUGCACUACCUGCGCCUCAGCCGCGAGUACCUGCGCACGUGGCACAGCGAGGACGUGUCCCUGGGCGCCUGGCUGGCGCCGGUGGACGUCCAGCGCGAGCACGACCCGCGCUUCGACACCGAGUACAAGUCCCGCGGCUGCAGCAACCAGUACCUGGUGACCCACAAGCAGAGCCUGGACGACAUGCUGGAGAAGCACCAGACGCUGACGCGGGAGGGCCGCCUGUGCCGGCAGGAGGUGCAGCUGCGCCUGUCCUACGUCUACGACUGGUCCGCGCCCCCCUCGCAGUGCUGUCAGAGGAAGGAGGGCAUCCCCUGAGCUGCGGCCGCCGCCCGACGGUGCGGGGCAGCGGCUGAGGCGGCCUGGCGCGGGCACAGCCGACGGGUUCUGGCUGGUUGUCCAGCAGGAGCCCAGCCCUCCAGGGGACCUGGUUUCUGCGGCCACCAGCGCAGGGUUUGCAGGCAGACGCCAAGCGUCGGUGGACAGCUUGCGGGUCCUCACUCCACUGCGCCCCGAGGGCCGUGCACCGGGGCGGCCACCACAGGGCCUGGCUCGGGAGCCUCUCGUUCUGGGUCUGGGAGAGCCCUGGGGCGUACCAUCGCGACACCUCAUGUCCAGGUAGAAACGUCUCGUCCCUGGAUCGCGGCCAGCAUCGGCCUGGCUGUGCAGAUGCCCAGCCUUGUAGCCGUGCCCCAACCUGUCCGUUCGCCGGCCUCUCCUGAGGUGGAGGCAGGUGUUGAGAGGCCGGCGCUGACGGGCACUUGGGGACCCUGACCGCAGAGAAAGAAUCUGGACUCGUUCAGGGGCGGGGACUGUGUCCCGUCAGGCAUCCUGUGGUGACUGUCCACGUAGGAACUUGCAGGGCCAAGAGCCGUGGCUGCAGGGAACUGACUCUCAGGCCCUUGCAUGUUGCCACUUCGCUGCGUUGCACUCCCGUGGCUUUUAAUCAAAACUGCUGUAGAUUUAUUGAGUUAGGUUACCUCCUUUCACGUUUCACAUUGGAACUGUUUGUCACGUGUAUGUCCAAGAUUUAACUCGGUGUUAUUGUUACUUAGCUUCAGUGUUAUCUUGGUCUGUGUUGGUCCAGAGUGAACUUGUGAUAAAUGUGAUUCGGCACCA